AUGCCGCAAUAUUACCCAGAUUUGCUUGACGCUGGUUCUUUCCGUCUGGCAACCAUCUCGAUCGAUAUUCAUCCUUACACAAAAGUACAAGUACCAAGUGUAACACUCACAACAUAUGGACUAUCCAGUGGCACAGAGAUAACCUACAAUGCAUUGUCCUACACUUGGGGCUCGCCUCGCCCCUAUGAUACAGAGGCCGAUGCAGGCACAUCUAUCCUGUUGAACGGGCAGACGUUCGAAGUUCAGCCGAAUCUAUACGACGCACUCAUCGAACUCCAGGCCUCAUGCCCCCAAACCCCCAUCUGGAUCGACGCCUUGUGCAUCAACCAGUCUGAUCCCGUUGAGCGAUGUUCCCAGGUUUCGGUAAUGAAUCAGAUCUACGGAAAGGCUGACCGCGUCAUCGUCUGGCUUGGUAAGUCAUUUCCAGAAUUGGAAGCUGGAAUAAAUGCGGCUGAGAGGAUCGGAACCGAAUCUGUUCCUCACACACUUCAAAUGAUUCAAAAUCAAUACUGGGCCUUUAACUCUGAUCUUUCUAUCAUGCCUGAUAAAUAUGGAAUGGAGCCUAUCGACGAGAAAGAAGCGCUUGGACUACUCACCCUGUUUAUGAGUAAUUGGUUUGCCCGAGUUUGGGUGAUACAGGAAGUCUCUCUUACCAACGACGUUGUUAUUUUGUGCAACGGAAAAUUCACUGGUUUCGAUUGCGUGGGUUACACAGCAGCAUUUCUUCACUACAGCGGGUUUUUCCAGCCUUGUCUCGACCUAGUCCCCAAGGACGGACCGGGUAUCCAUCUUCGUGGCGAUCUCUACAUUUUCCACGCCGAGAGGAUCCAACUGCUCCGAGAAUGGUGCAAGGGACACAAGAGUCAGUGGACACGUACUUUAGAGACGAUCGACUUUGAGGCUGGGCUUGGUGUUAAGUAUGAAAAGUCGGCCGAGAUGGUCUUGCUACGGUUCCUCUUCACCUUGUUCGGCCUACAAGCUUCUGACCCUCGGGAUGUUGUCUACGGUUUGGUAGGUAUAAUGAAGCACAUGGCUGCCGAGGAUGGCCUUGUACUACCAUCGGAAUUUGAGCCGAAUUAUGACAUCGAUAUCAAAGAUCUUUUGAGGAAUGUCGCACACAAGAUUAUUGAGGCAACCGAUUCCUUGGUCUACAUUACUCUUGUCAAAGGUCCUGACGUGCGAGAGACUCCCUGUCUUCCAUCAUGGGUCCCGGACUUCCCAGCAAUCAUGACCAAUACUCUCUCUGGCGCUCAGUUUCGAUCAGUAGGCAUCAUCAACUCUUCCAAGCAUGUGCCACAUGCUCCGAACCCACGCCCAUUCACUAUCGAAGGAAACAUCCUCAAUGUGUUUGGAUUCUGUCUUGGGAAAAUCAAGAAAAUAGGGGAGACCUACAUCGAGACAAUGCAAGGCCGGCGCGGCAUGUCGGGUGACAUUCUUCUCAGCAUGGACGAGGUUUAUCCAUAUACUGGCCAGCCGGCAGAUGAAGCCUUUUGGCGCACCUUGAUUCACGAUACCGACUUCUCGAAUCGACCGGCUACACUUGUCCGACUUGGGGAUUUCCAGCGAGCCAUCUUGGAGGAAAUAGUUCACCCGUUGCGGGUUUUCCACAUGGAGGCUGAUACACCAUCUACUGGCGAAGCUCUUGUGCUCGAGUCUCUGCGAGAAAUGUCUUACUUGGAUGACAUAGUUGCGAGAUACCCUUCGAGUAUUUUCCCCAGCCUCAACCUCGUAAAGUCAUGUCUGGAUUUUCUACCACAAGAGCAUGUGGAGCUUAAUGAUGAAGAGAUCCAAAUGUUGAAGGAACCAUUGUCAAGAAAUUCUAUGCCGCCAGGAAGCAUCAUGGCGACGACUUAUAUCAACAACAGACCCAUACUUACUGAUACGGGAUACUUGGGGAUGGGAUUGGAGUCUUGUGAAAUUGGAGAUGAGGUGUGGAUAGUUGCCGGAUCUCCCGCUCCGCUGGUCAUGCGAACGACUGACAAAGAAAAUGAGUAUUUUGUGGUCGGUGAGAGUUAUAUUCAUGGGGUUAUGCAGGGAGAAGCAGUAACUGAGAGUGUGGCGUGGGAGAAGAUCCAGAUGGUGUAA
Messenger RNA from Fusarium poae, 2085 nucleotides. RefSeq lists its product as uncharacterized. The transcript has a single exon. Bases 1 to 2085 code for a protein of 694 amino acids. The record is from RefSeq and is a predicted model, not a curated record. Lineage: Eukaryota; Fungi; Ascomycota; Sordariomycetes; Hypocreales; Nectriaceae.